AAAUAGAUUUUAAUUAUUAUUUAUAUAAAUUUUUAGCUAAUUACGCAGGGUCGUAAUUUACAUAAUUUUAAUGUGUAUACCAAACAUGAAGCUACAUUGGUAAUGAUGUAAAUACAUUAUUACACUUAUUUAUUUUAAUUGUGUGUUUUAUUUAUGUUAUUGUUAUUAUAUAAUCCCUUUUAUCAUAAUGUACACCAACGACAAAUCGUUAAAAUCAAAACGUGAAGACCCAGAUCAAAUCGGACGCAAACCAAAGCAAGAAGACUUGGAAGUGACUGGAGUAUCGAGAAGCGGACGUGUUAGAAAAAAAUCGUCAAAAUUAACAGAUUUUGAGUCUCCUGAUGACCUAGAACCAAGGCCUAAAAAAAGUUUUACAAAGCCACACACAUCUAAUUUUGAUUUCCCAUCUGGAGAAGAAAAUCGUGUAAAAGUUGAAUAUGAUAUUCAGGAACAACAUCUUUCAGAUGGUGAAUCAGAAGAAGCUUAUGAUUCAAAUUUAGAAAACGAUAGUAAUGUAUCAGAAGACGAUUCUGAUGUUGAUUUAGAAGAAAAUGAUCUAAAUGAACAUCAAGAUUUUGAAAAUACACCUUCACAAAGUGUUUACUUACAGCAGGAAUUGUCUAGAAAAAAAUCUACCUUAUUGAGAGACAGCAAAAGUCCAGCAAAAGGUGAACUUUGGGCAAAUGUGCCUAAUGGAGAGAAGUAUAAUUGGCGUCGAAGGGCUAAACGUAUGGCUAUGAAAGUAGCGAGAGAUGAAGAAAUAAAAACGUCUGAUAAUAAAGCACAAUUUAUAAAUAAAAGCAAAUCUAAUAAGCCCUCCCAAUUCUCCACUUCACCAACAGUUUCUAAGAAACUUGAUAUAGAAGAUUUAGAAGUGAUGCCUAAUUCCCAACAAAAUUCUGAUAAUUUAAUGUUGAGCCCCAAAUCAUCAGCAAUGAGCAGCGGUUUAUCAUCUCAAGGCAUGUAUAAGGUAACAGGAAGUUCCCCAAUUGACAUAGCUGCUUAUCUAAAGUUACUUGGCGAGAGUUUGAGUAUAAUUGGUGAACGAUUAAAAGAACAUGAGGGACAGAUUGCAGUGUCCGGUUCUUUAAGUGUUUUACUUGAUAGUCUUUUGUGUUCUGUAGGUCCUUUAGUUUGCUUAUCGCAACAGGUACCAGAACUUAAUUCUGAUAUGGAUUUUAGUGAUUUGCUUGAUAAUAUUGCUUAUGUUAUGCCCGGCUUGUAAAUAGAAUUUAAGUAUAUUGUAAAUAGUUAAAUAUUUGUCAUUUGAUGUAAAUGCAAUUUAAAAAU
Ctenocephalides felis (cat flea) is the source of this 1290-nucleotide messenger RNA. RefSeq names its product HMG box-containing protein 4-like. The record is from RefSeq and is a predicted model, not a curated record. The transcript has 7 exons. NCBI's taxonomy places the organism in Eukaryota, Metazoa, Arthropoda, Insecta, Siphonaptera, Pulicidae. The coding region runs from base 188 to 1225 and encodes 345 amino acids.